CACCUUCCCCCCAGCACCUUCCCCCCUGCACCUUCCCCCCUGCACCUUCCCCCUUGCACCUUCUCCCCUGCACCUUCUCACCUGCACCUUCUCACCUGCACCUUCUCACCUGCACCUUCUCACCUGCACCUUCUAUCUUCAUCCUGAUUCAGCGCAUCUGCCUGUGUCUUUCUGUGGAUCCUUGCGUGUAUCACCUCUCCCCGCCAGGCUGGCUGGAGAGGCGGAGGCCAAGUGCAAGUACUCGUCCUACUUGGAGCUAGGCCCUGCUACUGUGGAGCCCUGCGCCUUUGGAGAGCAUCCUCUUAAGUAUCCUCCGUAUUGCCCUUUUAUCCUUGCUUUUCCUGUCAUCCGUGUCAUCUGUGUCAUCUACCAGGCUGGAGAGGCGGAGGCCAAGCGCAAGUACUCGUCCUACUUGGAGCUAGACCUCGCCACGGUGGAGCCCUGCGGUUUUGCUAUCCCCAAGGCCCAGCAGGACAAGGCAGUGAAGGUGGCACUAAAGGAAGGGGUGGAAUCCGAGCUGGUGCACGGCUCUGUUGCUAUCAUUGCUGCCAUCACCUCCUGCACCAACACUUCCAACCCCUCCUUGUGCCUCUGUCUGUCUUGCCUGAACUUCCCUGGCUUCGCCAUCCCCAAGGCGCAGCAGGACAAGGCAGUGAAGGUAGCUCUCAAGGAGGGGGUGGAAUCCGAGCUGAAGCACGGGUCCGUGGUCAUUGCUGCCAUCACCUCCUGCACCAACACGUCCAACCCGUCGGUGAUGCUGGCGGCAGCGAUUGUGGCGAAGAAGGCGAGUGAGAGGGGGCUCCAGGUGAAGCCGUAUGUGAAGACGAGCCUGGCGCCUGGGUCCAACGUCGUCACCAAGUACCUCGAGGCCAGUGGUCUUCUCCCAGCUCUGGAGGGGCAGGGCUUCCACGUGGUGGGCUAUGGCUGCACCACGUGCAUUGGGAACUCAACCAUCCUCUGGACCCUCCUCCUCUUGAUCCUUAUUUCCCCCUAUCUUUGUGCAGUGGUCUCCUCCCAGCUCUGGAGGGGCAGGGCUUCCACGUGGUGGGCUAUGGCUGCACCACGUGCACUGACUCAUAACCCUCCGCUCCCUCUACCCGCCUUCCCUCCUCUUCCCUCUCUUUUAUGCAGUGGACUCCUGCCAGCUCUGGAGGGCCAGGGCUUCCACGUGGUGGCUAUGGCUGCACCACGUGCACUGACUCAUAACCCUCCGCUCCCUCUACCCGCCUUCCCUCCUCUUCCCUCUCUUUUAUGCAGUGGACUCCUGCCAGCUCUGGAGGGCCAGGGCUUCCACGUGCUCUGGAGGGCCAGGGCUUCCACGUGGUGGGCUAUGGCUGCACCACGUGCAUCGGGAACUCAUGCGUCUCCUUUCCCUUUUCUCUCCUUCCCUCCUCUCUCUUGUGUCUUCAGUGGCCUCCUCCCGGCUUUGGAGGGCCAGGGCUUUCACGUGGUGGGCUAUGGCUGCACAACGUGCAUUGGGAACUCUGGGGAGAUUCACGAGGCCGUUGGACAGGCCAUCGCUGACAACGCAUAUCCGGAUAACGCCACGUGCAUUGGGAACUCGGGGGAGAUUCACGAGGCCGUUGGACAGGCCAUUGCUGACAACGACCUCGUCGCAGCAGCAGUGCUGUCUAGUAACCACGACGUUGGGGGCUGUGCCCAUCCUCUUACCCAAGCCUACCCUCCUUCCUUUUCCCUUCGCUGUUUCCCCCUUCUCUUCCCCUCCAUCUCGCCCACGAAUCAACAGACCUUGUCGCAGCUGCGGUGCUGUCCGGUAACCGUAACUUCGAGGGCCGUGUGCAUCCGCUCACCCCGAGCCAACUACCUUGCAUCCCCGCCCCUCGUCGUGGCAUACGCGCUUGCUGGCACGGUGGACAUUGACUUUGAGACGGAGCCCAUCGGCACAGACAAGGGUGUGGACAUUGACUUUGAGACAGAGCCAAUCGGCACGGACAAGGACGGCAAGGAGGUGGACAUUGACUUUGAGUCGGAGCCCAUCGGCACGGACAAGGACGGCAAGGAGGUGGACAUUGACUUUGAGACGGAGCCAAUCGGCACGGACAAAGACGGCAAGGAGGUGUUCCUUCGAGACAUCUGGCCCAGCAACGAGGAGGUGGCAGAGGUGGUGGAGAGGGCGGUGCUCCCUCAGUUCUUCCAGUCAGUCUACAAGGCAGUGAAGGAGGGUGCCACGAACGCCCUCUCCAAUUCCUCACCACCCCUCAGUUCCCCAUCUUCACCACUCUAA
This is a messenger RNA of Closterium sp. Naga37s-1, 2245 nucleotides long. The record is from the annotation of a GenBank genome assembly. NCBI's taxonomy places the organism in Eukaryota, Viridiplantae, Streptophyta, Zygnematophyceae, Desmidiales, Closteriaceae.